AUGUCGAACUGGAAAGUUCCCGAGGGUUUGAUAGAUUGGCAAAACGUCUCUGAACAUGAUGGCGUUCUCACCGUAGAACACAUCAAAACUACCGAGUUUCUCACAGGAGAAUCAUUCCUUUCCAACUGCCAUAUCCCCGAUAUAAAUCCAAACACCAAGAUCGUCGGCAUAUGCGGUAUCACCGACUGGAACAAAGAGAAUGACCCAAAAUUACCAGGAGACGCAGCUCCUAACCAGGAAGGCUGGCACUUUACCGAUUUCUAUCUGUUCCAUCACCUCCUGAAGGAAGUUGCUUCCGACCAAGUCUGGUUGACUUGCGUAUCGCCCGAAUCUGCCGUUGAGAAAUACGGCAGGUACGUUUAUGGUGAUUACAACCCGAAAAAAAUCGAGGAGCGGCGCGUGGUCCUUGACGAAAGCAAGCUUGGUGAACUGAACGACGUUCAAACGGUAUCUCCGGAAGACCUCUUGGAGAAUGUGUUGGAGGCUAUCAGCAAAACAUGCAUCGAUGCAGCUGCCGAAAAGCGCCCUGUUCUCAUUUUGAUAUUCUCUCGAUCGUCUCAGCCUGCGUAUUCGAUUGUCAUGGGCGGGGAAAAUGCAGAAGAUCCAAAAUAUCUCACCAAGGAAUCGUUCCGGCAGGCAAUUGGAUCUCAGGCACCGGAAGCAGGGCUGUGUUUACUGGCCACUGAAUACCGCACUGGUGCGUGGGCUAUCAAUCCUGAUAUGAAUGUCGCCCCUGUCGCUUCUCAAGGAAAAUAUCUCGAGUCUAUGGCAUGGCCAAUUAGCGGAACCAAUAACAAGCGUCCAUGUGGACCAGAAUUCUCUCAUCGAAUAGUUGAUAUGCUUUUGAGGCUCCACCUCGAAGGUUAUGAGACUGUAGAAAACGAUGGGGAUAAAGAUCCUGAUUUUGAGGAGCAUGAAGAAAGGCUGUCGAGCGUUAUCGAAGGCAUUCUCGAGAAGGAGGAGUCUAAGGACAUGUCUCUGUUCUCUGGCGACGAUGAGUGGGAGACUGAGUAUUCAGAGCGGAUAGGCAUCCAUAUUAGCGAAUUCCAUCGAAGAUGGUGCCUGUUGAAGGAUGCAACCUCCGGCUACGAUGAGCUUUUGACUGCGGUUAAGAAUGAGGCAAAGGUUUAUUUCAACAGCUUCCCUGGCUUAGACUACAAGAUAAGGAACCGAGCGCUGCACAAGAAGCUUCGCGGUAUCACCAAGGGCACGUUGACACCUAACUUUAUCGAGCUUGAACUCCUGCAACGCCAAAUCGACUAUCGCCUCAAGCUCAUGAAAAUGGCGACGAAGUAUAAGGAUCUUUGGCACCUUUCUACGAAAAAUUGCGAAGACGUCGAAGUCGAGAUUGGAGCAGGUAUUGGCACUCAUCGUUGGUAUCAACUGUGUAAACUUGUCGAAUCUUAUCACCUUUUCGAUCAUCGUGAUUAUCAGGGUGAGGGUGAGGGGUAUGAAAAAGGGAACUGGUAUAUUGCUUCCUGUAUUCACAGUCAGGGGUGGGAUGAUACUCAGGCGGCAGAGAAGAUCGGGAUCUUGAUACCUUUCAAGGUAACAGAAGCUCCAGUCCGAAACGAGACAGAGUCAGAGUCAGCCGAAACAAUAGCUUCUUCCUGGUGCUAUGAUCAAGAUCUUUUCGUACUUCAGAAAGAAGCAAAACAAUACUUUGAUAGCGGGCUGUUUCCUCAUGACACGGCAAGUGACCUGGGGCUAAACAACUUUCUUCGCAAUGUCAUCAAAGGAACUAGAGAACAUGGCCCUGAACAUCUAAGAUGUGGAGUCGACCAUCGGGCUAAUCAGAUCAUGGGAACUGCGACACUAUACAAAGACUUUCUAGACAUCGACUAUCCCGAUUGCCACGAGGUCGAAGUUCACAGGUUCUGGUGUGAUGACUAUAAACGAUAUAGGGAGAUCAAAGCUUUAAUCAGCACAUAUCCCUUGUUCAACGUGCGCUACCAUCGUCCGUUCUACAAGGGAGGGGAAUACCUAGCCCAAAGCAUUUCUACCCAGGAAUGGAGCAAGAGCGAGAGCGAAACAAUAGCUAAGCUGGACAGCUUAGUGAAAUACAGAGGUCCCAUCACAUGCCCCUUAUUUGCUUGGCCAGGAGGUAUAGACACAAAAUAUGUAACCUCGGGGGUUCCAAACGUCAAAAACGCCAGCCGGAUAUUGGAAACUGUGAACCAUUUCCAACUGAGCAGGGACGAGCGUAUUCGAGUCCUCGUUUGGAAAUUGGGGCAGAUCACUGACCGCAAAAUCCGCUCGCUGCCCACAAACUCCUGUCGUCGGAAACGCCUCCCAGGCAAUUUGGCCAAAGAGGGCGUCACAGCUGGGAUUGGGAAGUUGAGCCUCGAGGGCGGAUCAAGUUGCUAG
Messenger RNA from Pseudogymnoascus verrucosus, 2367 nucleotides. RefSeq lists its product as uncharacterized. Bases 1 to 2367 code for a protein of 788 amino acids. The transcript has 2 exons. Lineage: Eukaryota; Fungi; Ascomycota; Leotiomycetes; Thelebolales; Thelebolaceae. The record is from RefSeq and is a predicted model, not a curated record.